CAACCGCUUCGUGCAGCUCCCGGGGCGCCCGCACCUGCCCGGCCACAGAUCCCCUCCGGCCCGAAGCGGCCAUCGCUGCGUGGCGGACAACGCCAACCUGUACGUGUUUGGAGGCUACAACCCUGACUAUGACGAGUCUGGAGGACCAGAGAACGAAGAUUACCCGCUCUUCAGAGAGCUCUGGCGAUACAACUUCGCGACGGACACUUGGCAUCAGAUGGGCACCGAAGGCUACAUGCCCCGGGAACUGGCGUCCAUGUCACUUGUUCUGCACGGCAACAACCUGCUCGUGUUUGGGGGCACGGGGAUCCCCUUUGGGGAGAGCAACGGCAACGACGUCCACGUCUGCAACGUCAAGUACAAGAGAUGGGCUCUGCUCAGCUGCCGGGGCAGGAAGCCCAAUCGCAUCUACGGGCAGGCUAUGGCCAUCAUCAACGGCUCGCUGUACGUGUUUGGAGGAACCACAGGCUACAUCUACAGUACUGACCUGCAUAAACUAGACCUUAACACUCGGGAGUGGUUCCAACUGAAACCAAACAACAUGUCCUGUGACAUGCCGGAGGAGAGGUACAGGCAUGAAAUCGCACAUGAUGGUCAGCGCAUUUAUAUCUUGGGAGGUGGAACUUCUUGGACAGCUUAUUCACUAGAUAAGAUCCACGCGUACAACCUGGAAACCAACACCUGGGAAGAAAUUGCCACGAAGCCACACGAGAAAAUCGGCUUCCCAGCAGCCAGAAGAUGCCAUAGCUGCGUUCAGAUAAAAAAUGAUGUGUUCGUGUGCGGGGGCUAUAACGGAGAAGUGAUCCUGGGGGAUGUUUGGAAGCUCAAUCUGCAGACGUUCCAGUGGGUGAAGCUCCCGGCUGCCAUGCCCGAGCCCGUGUAUUUCCACUGCGCUGCUGUCACCCCGGCCGGCUGUAUGUACGUCCACGGAGGGGUGGUCAACAUCCACGAAAACAAACGGACUGGCUCCCUGUUCAAAAUGUGGCUGGUGGUGCCCAGCCUGCUGGAACUGUCCUGGGAGAAGCUCCUGGAGUAUUUCCCGCAUCUAGCAACUCUCUCCAGAUCGCAGCUCUUGCACCUUGGACUCACACAGGGACUUGUGGAGCGGCUAAAAUGAGAACGGCUCCCACGUCUGCCCGAGAAGCACUACGGCCAAGAGCCCUGCCUGCCCCCGUCCCCUAUUUAUGGAUACCGAGGAUGGUCUUGCUAGGAAGAUGGAGGAACCUGCUCAACGCCUUAUUCAGCAAAUACAUUGAUGCCUUUCUAGAAAAUUUUAUUUUCGGUUGUUGGAAAUCUGCGUUUUAUUUAUGGAUAUCUAAAGGGCGCCGUUAAUGACAGCUGCUGUCCGGGACAAAUCCAUGCCAUCCAACCAUUAAACUGCCGUCAGCACCUGCUUGCAACUUCAUUGGGAGGGAGGGAGGGAAGCUUAGGGAAUGCCUGAGCUCACGGAGCAUCCAACUUGUUAUUCCAUAGGUUGUGUCUAACCGAGAGGAGGUUCCGUGCGGAGCAACAGCCACUCUGUCCUUUUGCUUCGGAUGCCGUUCGAACCCCUUUAACAUCCAGCUGAGCUCAGCCUAAACGAGGACUCCUGCUGCUCGGGGCGGCCUUGCAUGCGUUUCGGGCGAGCCUCCCGUCCUCUCGGAGCCUCCGGAGCGGCCGGGCCGCCUGGCCUCUUUGCCCUCUCUGCUCCUCCCCUUUUCAUAUUGAAAGGUUUGCUUGGAAGACUCGUUAAAAGAUGCCACUUAACGGACUACUGUGUAGUUUGCUGUGGGUGGUGAGGGCCGGCGGGGAGGUUUUGCUUGUCUUUUUUAACCCUUUCUGCCCACGUUGCACUCGGAAAGAGCUAAGAGGGAAACUCAGCCCUUUAAAGCAGCCUUUAACCUGCGCUGAGUGGCACCCCGUGCUUGGGUAUGAGCCACCACACCAGGUGCUUGUCCUCUGUGGUCUUCAAGGUGUUUCCGCAAGCUUCUGGAUUCCCUCCUUUCCAUGCUUCAUGCCUUGGAUUUUCUCCAGGGAGCAUCUUGUUCCUUUGGGGAGUGCCUUGUUGCAUGUGGUUUCACUCCGUUUUUGUGGGGUUUUCUGAUCUUCCGGAUAUUAACGGAGUGCUCAUCCCAGGAAAUACAGCAUCAGAAAAGCAGGGAGGGAAUCUCCAUCCCUCUUCAUCCCUACACGUGCAGGAGAGGAAGGGGCAUCUCCUGCUCUCUGUUCUUGCUCUCAUUAGCUCAGGAGAACACAGGUUGAACUCCAGGCAUCUCCACCAGCCUGGCGUCAGGUUUGUGCAAACCCUUUUCCUUCAAAACUCGUUUUUAAGUGCCUUUUUUUUUUCUCCA
Messenger RNA from Nothoprocta perdicaria, 2330 nucleotides. It is a transcript of the gene KLHDC10, whose product is annotated as kelch domain containing 10. NCBI's taxonomy places the organism in Eukaryota, Metazoa, Chordata, Aves, Tinamiformes, Tinamidae. The transcript has 9 exons. Gene Ontology annotation, biological process: positive regulation of stress-activated MAPK cascade. The record is from RefSeq and is a predicted model, not a curated record. Bases 218 to 1117 code for a protein of 299 amino acids. Gene Ontology annotation, molecular function: protein binding.